AUGCUAAGGCCAGAAAUACUCAAUGCUCAAUUUCAGUUGUGUGCUUUUCGGGAGCUUCAGGCUUCUAUCACCGAUCGUUUGGUGGAAUCAGAGAGGCUGGUGUUCCAGGAGGAGGCACUGAGCACACUCCGUAACCUGCUAACCCAAGACCUGCAGAGGGCAGACAAAGAGGAAAUCUUCACUAACAGAGCGAGCGACCGCAGCAUGCAGGGAAAGAACGAGACAGAACAAGAAAACAACAUGCAGGCAUCUGAGUCCUCUUCCUACCAUUCGCCACUUAAUUCUCACCAAACCACCAACAAAGAGGAAGCAGAGCAGGGCAGGAGAGCCAGUGAGAAGAAACCACCCUCAGGCCUCUCCCGAAGUUCAUAUCUGCACCGAGCCAACAGCAUCAAAAACUUGAUUACCAGAUUUUCGGGUCCGGAUCACAACUCUUCUUUUGGCUUGUUACAAAGCACUUCUUCCGGAACAGGACAAGUCCCAAAGUUUGCUUCCAAUUUGGUUCAUCAGUCUUCAAUGUCCAAAUCUAGUCCGUCCAUACCGGCACUCAGCAGACAAGACGAGAGUCUGGUUCCUAGCAUUACAGUGACUCCUGCGUUCAGGGCAACCAACAACACUAGUCAGAUAACAGCGAGAAUCGACUGUCCAGCAGGAGGCAGCACUGAGAAGAAUGAUUCAGAAGCAAGAAGCAAAACACAAACCACAGACUCUUGUAGAGACUCUGUGGCCGACUCUGGCAUGGGAUCGGAGUCUGAACUCGAUUUAAACAAGCAGCUGGACAGCCCGUCAGAGGAUGAGCCCAUCACACCCCGAUCCACAACAACCAUGCAGAACCCAAAAUAUCAGCUGUUCCUCAACAACGAGCUGAAGACCAACGGGUUGAGUAGCAGGGAUGCAGAUGGUCCAGGAGGCGGAGGGUCAGUGGGAGAGAACGGCCCCAGGCUGGCCCGAUGGGAGACCUCCCGGCCAAGGGACAACCACUACCGAGGGUCUCUAGAGUCCCUGGCCUCACGGGACUGGGACACUAUGUCUGAUCGGAUGGGUUUUGUUGACAGCCCUCCUAGAGUGUUCAACAGUCCCUACUCCUCAGCCCUCUCCGUGGAUUACAACCCCACGUACCGAAUGCCUGACUUCAAGCCACAGGGCGGUCUGUCUCCUGCCACCUCAGAGAUGAACCUGUACACCUUCAACAGUCGCAGCACCAGUCCUGUGCCCCCUGCCACCCUAAUCUCCUCCCGCCCCAGAUUCUCCACCUACGACACCCUAAGGAGGAGGGCUGAGAUCAACACUGUCAACACUGUCAACACUGUGAUACCUGCCACCACCCACUACAGCAUGCGCUCUUCCACUCUGCCCAAUAAGAAAGACUACAUAGAGGAGUUGACCAAACAGCUGCAUGCCUGCCAGAAGCGUAACCAGUUCCUGGAAGCAGAGAGUGUGGAGAUGGAGAAGGAGAGGAACCAGAUCAGGUAUGAGAUGCGCGGCCUGCUGGUGAACAACGAGGACCUGCUGAGGACCAACGCUCAGCUGAACAUCGAGAUGAAGAAGAUGACAGAGCAGAUGGUAGAGAUGGAGAAAGGGAACCAAGCCAUGGGAGAGAAACUCAGAGAGAUGGAGAUUGAGGUGAAGGAGGCCCGGGACGUGAUGGUGGAGGCCAACACUCAGGAGUACGCCUUCAACUUCCUCCAGCAGUCCCUCAAAAACAAGAUCCAGGAUGCUGAGGACAACCUGGAGAAGCAGACGCAGCACGCUAAGACUCUGGCUGAGAAGUUGUGGAUUGCAGAGAGACAGCUGGAGGAGCUUGAGGUCGACAAAGACACCAGAAGCAAGAGGACGUCCGAUCUCAACAUCACCAUCGACAGACUGGAGAUCGAGCUGAGCGAGGCUCUGCAGGUGUCCACACAGUCUGCAGCACAGAUGAGCCUGCAGCAGAAGCUGCGUGAGGAUGCCCAGCUGAGGGUGGAGGAGCUGGAGGAGUCUCUGCUGGAGAAGGACCAGGAGCUGAACAGACUACAGGAUCUCGUGGACAGACUGCAGGGAGAGGUGUCUGGUAAGCUGAUUGAUAAGGAGCGGACACUGGAGGAGGAGAUCCAGCUGAGAGAGAGGAUACAGCUGCAGUGUAAACAGGCGGAGAGGACAGUGGACGACCUCCACAUGGAGCUGCACAGCGCUAACCAGGCUAAAGAAGACCUGUCCAAACAACUCAAACAGGCUCAGGAGAAGUUGAUCGACCUGGAGACUGAUCUGGAGGAGCUGCAGGACAGCGAGCAGAGAUGGGCCGCCAAGCACAAGAGAGCUAUCGAACAGACGGAGCAACUGCAGCUGAAACUGAUUCAGCAGAAAGAUCUGAACGAGCAGCUGGAAUGUGACAAGGGUUCACUGGAGAGACAGCUCCGUGAGCAGCGUAUGGAGGUGGAGGAGCUUCAGAGCUCCAAAGUUCAAGAGGAUGCCAUCUCCAAGGCAGAGGGCAAAGUCAAAGAACUGGAGAACACUCUGAGGACUGAGGAGAGGAACAAAGCAGUUCUGACAAACACCAUCAGUAAACUGGAGAGGAAGAUCAAGGAGAUGAGCGAUCAGAUGGAGGAGGAGCACAGGAUAGCUACUGAACAGAAAGACCUGAUGACCCAGAGGAUGCGCUCCCUGAAGCGUCAGCUGAACGAGGCGGAGGAGGAGGUGAGCAGGAAGGAGGCGCAGUACCGCCACACCCAGAGAGAGCUGGCCGAGGAGAGAGAGAACAGCGGGCGUCUGCAGAGGCAGCUGCUCGACCAACACCUGCAGUCAAAGCGUAAGGAGACUCUGUCAAUCCGUCAGACUCUGGAUAACCUGAGGUUUGACCUCAGCGUCGACGACGAAGAUGAAGAUCAGCCGCCGAGGGAGCAAACAAGCCCCUCGUCCACAGCGUAAACCGUCACACUCCACCGUCCCUCACUAUAAAACAAGUGUGUGUGCCAGCGUGUACAGUUUUUAAAAAGCAUAAAACAGGCUACAUCUUUACACUGACAGUGCAGAGAGGAUGUGCUCACAUGUAACUUUUUUUUUUAACACAUCACCACUAUUUUAUAUCAUGUUAAUACACAAGAAAGGUCUGCAAGUUGCAUAAGAGAGACAUUUUUCUUUCAGUA
This is a messenger RNA of Scomber scombrus (Atlantic mackerel), 3122 nucleotides long. RefSeq names its product cingulin-like protein 1. NCBI's taxonomy places the organism in Eukaryota, Metazoa, Chordata, Actinopteri, Scombriformes, Scombridae. The record is from RefSeq and is a predicted model, not a curated record. Gene Ontology annotation, cellular component: myosin complex. The transcript is spliced from 20 exons. The coding region runs from base 1 to 2904 and encodes 967 amino acids.